AUGCCGUCCACUGAAGAUGAAGGCACCAAUUGCUGCCUCAAAAGGACACUUGCCGGCUGCGUUUGCCUCGGUGCCGGAGCGGCAAUGCUCCUGCGAUCCAGCCCCUUCAGCUACGGCUACGGUAUCCAUCUUACAAGUACCGACAGCGAUGCCGUCAGCAGCACCGGAUGGCACGGUAGAGAGCGAGAGAGCGGGGGAGAAAGCAAACCUGUCGACUCUGCGGUGUUGCCGGGGCCCUCCACUACGAGGCUGCCUGCCAAAGCGACGACUGCGGUGAAGACGACUUCAGUCGGCAAUUCGAUUUGCAAUGCCACCAGGGAGUGUGGCACAUGGGUGAGGACGCAGGCACCGAAACUUGAGAGCCAGCAAGCUGGGGAGCAACCUUUCUACAAUAAGCACAUCGUAAUGGUUGGAGACUCACGGAUGCGGUACCAAUAUCUGUCCCUGGCUUACUUCUUCACACAUGGUGCUUUUGCCACAGGCGACGACUUCACUUUUCUGAUUAACGCAAAGAUGUUCACCGAGAGGCUUUCUGAGCCAUGGAAUUUCUGGUUCAAUAAAACGAACCACGCAUUGAAGCACGAACUGUGCAACUGCUACAGACCAAAGAGCGGUCUCGCCACUGCUGUGGAGAAUCGGUACUACCGCCAUCCUGAGAAGAUGGUCUCGAUCACAUACUUGCAGAAAUACGGACCGGCCCUGAUGCAAGGGCACUGGCAUUCUGACGGCACAAGCAUUGACUUGUGCAACUGUCAGUGCGGGCCAAGAGCAUGCAACCCCUUGAUCCAAACUCCAACGUGGAUUGCGAAAGACUUGCCCGAGCUCGCGACGGUCGUCGCGAAUUUGAAGCCUGACUACUUGGUUUUUCACCCAGGCUGGGAGGAGUUCCAAGCCUGGUCGACAGAAGACUUGGUCCGGUUUUUUUCGCUGAUCCAAGAAUCCUGCCCGGCCGUGCGGCUGUACUUUAAGACUCGGCUUAUCAAGUCAACAGAGAAUGCCAACAGCUUUCUUUCAUGGGCGAACGGCUACUACAGGGACAUGUACAGAAGGCUGAAUUUCGCGGCGCGCGGCUGGCAUAUGUGGGACGUUUCGAAUAUUACGGCAUCGUGGAAGGCUAAUGACACGAAAGCCACCUUCAUGUGGGAUCAAUGGCACUAUAGCCUUUCGGCGAACAAUGCCAUGAACAGGUUCAUGUUGCAGACUCUAUUUGGUGUCGAUGUGCAUCAAUUUGUCACGUGA
Messenger RNA from Symbiodinium sp. CCMP2456, 1239 nucleotides. The record is from the annotation of a GenBank genome assembly. Lineage: Eukaryota; Dinophyceae; Suessiales; Symbiodiniaceae.